Molecule: messenger RNA, 2340 nt
Organism: Beta vulgaris subsp. vulgaris (sugar beet)
Lineage: Eukaryota; Viridiplantae; Streptophyta; Magnoliopsida; Caryophyllales; Amaranthaceae
Exons: 3
Coding region: 396-2123 (575 amino acids)
Biological process (GO): protein O-linked glycosylation via fucose
Molecular function (GO): peptide-O-fucosyltransferase activity
Source: RefSeq, a predicted model, not a curated record
AUUUUUUUUUUUUUAGAAGUAAAGUUAAAGAGUCACCUUCUUCCACCGACGAAUUUCACAUGAUGCUUCAUUGUUAAUUCUUCAGUUGAAGCUUAACCACCAAACUUUGCUCUUUCUCUCUCCUCCUAUCUAAUCACUCUUCAGCAGAUCUCUCGUCACUCUUCUUCUCUUAUACCACUCACUCAACUUUGAGUAUAACUUCCCACCUUUAAAAAAUUCAUUCUUAAACAAUACCCACUUUUUUAAUCACCCAUUAAAUUUUAAUUUGCACUAUACUCAAUCAAAAUUUCUUGUACCCAGAAACAAUUUUCGACUCCUAGAACUAAUUCUGCAACUGGGUAUGUAUUAUUUUUGCGAAUUAUUCUGAUUUUCGUUGAGAAAUUGCGGUAAAAACAAUGGUGAAAGAAGUGGAAAGAGGGGGUAAUUUUUCAGAGGAUGAAGAAGAAGAUCGCCAGAACUUGAUCCCUCAAAACGACGCCGUAAAACCCACCACCAAUUCUCACUCUUUUUCACCUUUUCAAAUUGAUGAUAAUGGUGUGUUGUCGUCGUUACGACGGCGUUUUAAGAUGAACAAAAUGAGGUAUCUUUUAGUGAUCUUAAUUCCUUUGUUAAUUGUACUUUAUUUUUCUUUAGGUUUUCAUAAUUCAAGUGUUUGGGAUGUUAGAUUGAUUAAUUCUCCUUCUGAUCGUAUGAGGGAAUCAGAAUUAAGGGCUUUGUAUCUUUUGAAAGAGCAACAAUUAGCUUUAAUUUCUUUGUUGAAUCGUACAUUGGGAAGUUCUUUUAACUCUACAUUAAGUAAUAAUGGUAGUGAUAAUAAUAAUACUUCUGGGUAUUUGAAUUUGAGUGAAAUGCCUGUUGAAAAGUCUGUUUUUGAGGACUUGAAAUCGAGAAUUUUUGAUGGGUUGAUGUUGAAUAAGGAAAUUCAGAAGGUUUUGUUGUCAACUCAUAAUAAUGGGAAUGUUUCGGAAUUGGGUGUUGGAAAUGAUGAUUUGGUAGAGGGAGGGAUUAGUAUUUGUGGGAAGGUGGAUCAGAAGUUGUCUGAGAGGAAAACUAUUGAGUGGAAUCCGAGGUCGGAUAAGUACUUGAUUGCAAUUUGUUUAUCGGGGCAAAUGUCGAACCACUUGAUUUGCUUGGAGAAGCAUAUGUUUUUUGCUGCACUUUUGGGCCGGGUUUUGGUUAUUCCUAGCCAUAAGGUGGAUUAUGAGUUUAAUCGGGUUUUGGAUAUUGAGCAUAUGAACAAGUGUCUUGGGAGGAAGGCUGUUGUCACAUUUGAAGAAUUUUCGGAGGAGAAGAAGAAGGACUUGCGUAUUGAUAAGUUCAUUUGUUACUUCUCGCAGCCUCAGAAGUGUUAUGUGGAUGAAGAACAUGUUAAGAAGUUGAAAUCCCUUGGUUUAUCUGUGCCUAAGCUUGAAUCACCUUGGGAGGAAGAUGUAAAGAAACCCAAGAAAAGGACAGUUGAGGAUGUUAAAGACAAGUUUUCUUCUGAUGAAGGGGUUAUUGCAAUUGGAGAUGUGUUCUUUGCUGAUGUGGAUAAGGAUUGGGUGAUGCAGCCAGGGGGUCCGAUUGCUCAUAAGUGUAAAACUUUGAUUGAACCCAGUCGACUUAUAAUGCUCACUGCCCAACGGUUUGUUCAAACCUUUUUAGGGAAGGACUUUGUGGCCCUUCAUUUCCGGAGGCAUGGCUGGUUGAAGUUUUGCAAUGCUAAAAAUCCAAGUUGCUAUUUUUCUAUUCCUCAAGCUGCAAGCUGCAUUGCACGGGUGGUAGCAAGGGCCAAUACACCGGUCGUAUACCUGUCCACAGAUGCAGCAGAUAGCGAAACAGGAUUGCUUCAGUCACUCAUUGUUAUUGAUGGGAAGCCUGUACCACUAGUUCAGCGGCCAGUACAUAAUUCAGCUGAAAAAUGGGAUGCUUUGCUGUACAGACAUGGCCUCGCAGGAGAUUCACAGGUUGAGGCCAUGCUGGAUAAAACAAUAUGUGCAAUGUCUAGUGCGUUCAUCGGAUCCUCGGGAUCUACUUUCACUGAAGAUAUCCUGCGGCUAAGAAAGGGUUGGGGGACACUAUCAGUUUGUGACGAAUACAUCUGCCAGGGUGAAGUUCCGAACUUCAUAGCAGAGGAUGAAUGAAUUCAGAAGCAGUUUUCUUUGUAGUUCUAUUAGUAGUAGGAUUAUGAUGUUGGUUUUUACACGCGAUUGACAUGUAAAAGUGGUGUAUGAUAAAAAGUAAUUAGUCCUUGUCUCCUCAUUCAUUGAUUCUAUUUGUCCACAUUCUUUGUGAAACUAGUGAAGACUGAACCGAAGAGAACUUGUAUCUUGAAGUGUCAACAGAAUUGGAUUUAUCCUA